Jaminaea rosea is the source of this 2703-nucleotide messenger RNA. RefSeq names its product Zn-dependent exopeptidase. The record is from RefSeq and is a predicted model, not a curated record. NCBI's taxonomy places the organism in Eukaryota, Fungi, Basidiomycota, Exobasidiomycetes, Microstromatales. Gene Ontology annotation, molecular function: protein binding; peptidase activity. The annotation marks the transcript as partial. The transcript has 3 exons. Gene Ontology annotation, biological process: glutathione catabolic process; proteolysis.
ACCACUCCCCAGCUACACGGGCACACGUCGUCCAUCCUCGCCCUCGAAAUCGCCCCCUCCCCUCGCAAUUGGCUCUUCAGCGCGUCAGCAGACGGCACGGUUCGGAUCUGGGAUACGAUCAGCUUGGAGUGCUUGUAUGUGAUACUGGUACAGGGAGACGAUGAGGAGGACAGCAGUGUAGGAGACGUAUUCGCACUGAGGUGGCAGAAGGAGACGGAGACGUUAUUCAUUGGAUGCCAAAAUACGAGCUUGAGAUGGUGCAGCUUGGCCAAGCUGCCGUACUCAAAUAGGAGUAGGAGAGUGAGGGGAGCAAAGGCUACAGACGCUAUCGGCAGAGGAGCUCGUUCACGCGCCUCGGGCAGCGACGACGAAGACGAAGACAACGAGCUCGACGCAAUAUCCUCACCUGCGACGGCUGCGGCAGGCGCGUCCUCCUCAACCUCUCGCUCCUCCGCCAUUCCGAUCCCAACACCUCCCCUCGUGCGGCCACACAAGUUCUUUGACUCAGAUGCGCUACGACAAAGCAACAAUGCAGCGACUGCCCAGGCAUUAGGGCUCUCAUCCUCUUAUCCGUCAAGAACUAGCAGCUUCUCCGGCCCGCCAUCGCCUGGACCUCGUACGCCUCCAUUGAGCAGCAGGAUGGGCCGAUAUCCUUCUCACCAGGGAAGUCCGGGGCCGAGCGCCCCAUCACCGGUACUGCCGGCUGCUCCCAACAUCGAGGCCCCGCCAGCGAUGGGCGCUGAUUCUCAGAAGCCAGCGAGGACUGCACGCUACAUGCAACUUGGCCCCUCCUGUGUCCUUCCCAACGCACACUAUGGAUACAUCUAUGCGUUAGCCCUCUCUUCGUCGCCGUCCAUGACCUCCUCUACCACACCCCCUCUGCUUGCCUCGGGCUCAGGGGACGAGGAUGUUAAAUUGUGGGCUUGUCCCACGCCAUCCUCAUCAACGGCGUCGUCAACGAGCUGCCUAGAGCUGGUCUCCACCCUGCCCGGCUCCUCGACCACUAGCGGCGGAGCAGUCCUUUCACUCGCAACGUGGGGUCAGACCACACUCUUCGCCGGCAAGCAAGACGGCGGAAUAGACGUUUGGGAUCUGGACACGCGCGCUCUCCUGCGAACGUUGGAGGGAGGGCACGACGAUGAUGUGCUCUGCCUUGUUGCGCAAGAGGGUGGGGAAGACGAGGGGGACGGAGCAACUCUCAUCAGCGCAGGCGCAGAUGGGCGCGUCUGCCGCUGGGAUGCUGGCUUUAGGCUGACACAGCGCUGGAAUGCUACGCAGCAUCAGCAUGGCGGAGCGGGCAGCAUUCAAAGCUGCCGGAACCCGCUCGUCCUCGCCACAUUCGAGGCUCGCAGUGGGCUUCCGUCAGCGUCCCCCUCGUCAACAAGGAGAAAGCGUGUGCUAUUCUACGGCCACUACGACGUAAUCACCGCCCCCUCGACUGGAGGUGGGGGAAGUGGCUGGAGGACGGCAUCGCCUUGGACCUUGACGGGGCAAGACGGUUAUCUAUACGGCCGAGGCGUGUCAGACGAUAAAGGUCCGAUCCUAGCGGUCGCCUCUGCAAUUCAGCGUCUCCACUCGCGUCGCAACCUGGAGGUAGAUGUGGUGAUGCUCAUUGAGGGAGAAGAGGAGAGUGGAUCGGCGGGAUUCAGGGAAUGUCUUGAGAGGCAUAAAGGCGAUAUCGGUGAGGUGGACGUGGUGCUGUUGAGCAACUCUUACUGGUUGGAUGAACAGACCCCGUGUGUUACGGUCGGCAUGCGCGGGGUGAUCAAGGCGAGCGUCACAGUCUCCAAGCCAACCAGGCGCCUCGGACACAGCACAAGCGGGUCACGCUGUGACGCCGCAGGCGGCGGAGGUGGGGACGGGGAUGAUGUUCACUCUGGCGUGCAAGGUGGCUCACUACGCGAGCCUAUGCUCGACCUCGUACGACUUCUCGCCCAUCUGUCCGAUGGCGGACAGCGUGUGCUGGUGCCAGGGUUCUACGAAGAUGUGGCGUCACUGAGCACAGGAGAGAUCAAGGAGUACGAAGAGAUCGUACAGGUGCUCAAUGAGAAUGCGGAGAAGGAAGCAGGAAGCAAAAGCGACAGUUCCUCGCCCAGCGUCGACUCCCUCAUGGCCAGAUGGCGCUACCCCUCGCUCUCGCUGCAUGGCAUCACUUCGUCGUCGGCGAGCACCAUCAAGCCGUCCUCCUCUAACACGAUCAUCCCUGCCCGGGCCACUGCUCAUCUCUCACUGCGUCUCGUCCCCAACCAGUCCCUCUCCACGGUACGCAAUCAGCUGGAACAAUACCUCCACGAGCGCUUCGACGCCGCUCAAAUCGAGCUCACCUCCAGCGGCAUAGCGCUCCCUCCCCCACCAGGUCGCAACACACUCACCGUCGACGUCGGCCACGAAGCCGGCUGGUGGGUGGCGGACUCCUCCAGCGCCUACACAUCUGCGCUACGCGAAUCCAUCCGUCAAGCUUGGUCCUCCUCGGACUCUCCUGCUUCCUCAUCGAACAGCCCCACCCUGCCCCUAGCAAUCAGGGAAGGUGGCUCCAUUCCGGCCGUCUCUAUCCUCGAAUCCUUCUUCUCCGCUCCAGCCGUACAUUUGCCCAUGGGACAGGCCAGCGAUAGUGCCCAUUUGAGUGAUGAGAGGAUUCGCUUGUUGAACUUGUUGAAGGGGAGGGAGAUUGUCAUGGGAUGGUUGGGAAGGGUGGCGGCACUU